AUGUUGUUGCAAAGUCAACCAACCAACGCCAAUGCUCUGUUGCACAGCAUGCACACACAGAUUUUGGCGUUGACCACACAGCUUGCUGAGCUGCAGGCACACCCUCCUGCAGCGACCCCCUUGGUUGAGAAAAAGUUUAACAUAAAGGUCGAAGUUGUUGCUGACCCCAGCGCCUUUGAUGGAGAAAGAGCACAAUUUGCCAAAUGGUGGAUCAAACUCCAUAUUUGGGUCAAGGCAAAUUGGGAUGCAUUUGCCGAUGACUUUGAGGUAGCAACCACAGUGCUUAUGAAUGCAGGAGUGCUAAACCGUGGGAGUUGGCCUGUCUGGGAUGAUCUCAAAGUAGAGAUCAAAAAGUAUUUCAAACCGCAAGCUGAGCGUGACUGGGCGUGUCAGCAAAUCCGCUCCUUCAAACAAGGAAAUAUGAGGACAGACAAUUUUGUAACCCAUUUCCUGGCCCUCUCUAUCCAAGGGGGCUUAGGUAAUAAACAUGUAGUGGAACUGCUGGAACGCAAUGUGAACCCCCACAUUGCAGAACAGCUCUAUCUGCAGGAUAUGAGGAGUGACAACCUCUCCCAAGCAGCGGAGGAGGUUAGAAAUAUUGGUAGGGCCAUAGAGCUCUACAAAAUGCACCAAGAUGGCGGGUCCACCACCAAAUACAACAAUUCCCAGAGGAGCCCUGGGUCAUCAAACCAAAAAUCAAAUCAUUCUCACGGGUUCCAACCAGGUUGGGGAGCUCCUAUGGAUAUCGGCGCGGUCCAGGGCGGACAAAAGCGCAGAUUCACCUGUUUCAGCUGUGGACAGGAGGGGCACAUGGCCCGAGACUGUAUAAACGGAGCACGAGCUGCUCAACAAAAAAAUAACCAAGGGUGCCAGGCACACCAACUUGAAACCAAAAAACCGGACAAUUGGCUCCAGACUCUGGCUGGUCGUUCUUACGACAAAAUCCAGGCUUUCUUUUACGACCAACAGGUUAACAAAAUGAAGGCUCAGGGAAAAGAGUUUGGAGCUUAG
Messenger RNA from Serpula lacrymans var. lacrymans S7.9, 1011 nucleotides. RefSeq lists its product as uncharacterized. The transcript is spliced from 2 exons. Lineage: Eukaryota; Fungi; Basidiomycota; Agaricomycetes; Boletales; Serpulaceae. Bases 1 to 1011 code for a protein of 336 amino acids. Gene Ontology annotation, molecular function: zinc ion binding; nucleic acid binding. The record is from RefSeq and is a predicted model, not a curated record.